This is a messenger RNA of Humulus lupulus (European hop), 1899 nucleotides long. RefSeq names its product cytochrome P450 71D9-like. Lineage: Eukaryota; Viridiplantae; Streptophyta; Magnoliopsida; Rosales; Cannabaceae. The coding region runs from base 113 to 1657 and encodes 514 amino acids. The record is from RefSeq and is a predicted model, not a curated record. Gene Ontology annotation, molecular function: heme binding; iron ion binding; monooxygenase activity. The transcript has 2 exons.
ACAUCUCAACAAUAGAUGAGACGUAUUCUUCUAUAUAUACAUGUGUAAAGGGAAGAAACUAAGUACAACAUACUCUUUCCCAAUCCAAGGAAAGCACUAAUAAUUAAUCUCCAUGGAGAUCCAACUACCCUCUUUCCCAAUCCUCUUGAUCUCCUUCCUCUUUUUGUUUAUGGUGCUUACCAAACUACUGAAAACAACCAAAACCAGCUCAUUAAAACUUCCCCCAGGGCCAUGGAAAUUACCCCUUGUAGGAAACAUACCCCACCUUCUUGGCUCUUCCCUACUCCAUCAUAAACUCAGAGACUUAGCCAAGAAACAUGGCCCCCUGAUGUACCUAAGAGUUGGAACAGUUCCCACCAUAAUAGCUUCAUCUGCAGACUAUGCCAAAGAGAUCAUGAGAACCCACGACAACGUUUUCGCAUCUAGGCCACAGAUUCUUUAUUCCCAGAUCAUACUAUAUGAUUACUCAGACAUUGGUUUUUGUCCAUAUGGUGAAUAUUGGAGGCAAGUGAGGAAGAUGUUUGUGCAUGAGCUUUUCAGCCCACCAAGAAUUGAGUCCUUUUUCAAGCCUAUUAGAAAAGAAGGGUUGCUUAGUUUUGUGGAAUGGAUUCGUUUGAAUGAUGGGUUGGCUAUCAAUCUCACUGACAAGGUCAAUUUGGCGUUUUGUAGCAUCUUUUCUAGGGUUACUUGUGGUCAGUCAAAGGUGGAUAAUGAAGAGAUCUUGUCUGUGUUGAUGGGGACUAUGGAGGUGUCACUAGGGUUUGAACUUACCGAUUAUUUUCCUUCUGUGAGUUUUUUUGGCCAUAUUAGUCGAUCUAAGCCAAAACUCAUGAAGCUGCGAGAAAGGUCAUCGAGGAUAUUUGAUAAAGUCAUUCAAGAACACCAAGAGAAAAAGUCAACGGAGUUAAGUGCUGGCCAGCGUGGCGAUGAGGAAGAAGAUAUGAUUGAUGUUCUUCUCAAGCAUUACAACAAUGGUGACCGUGGAUAUUCCUUGACGUUGGACAAUCUUAAGGCAAUAAUUUGGGACAUCUAUAGUGGUGGAAUUGAGACAUCAUCCACAACAAUCGAAUGGGCAAUGUCUGAAAUGAUGAAGAAUCCAACGAUAAUGAAAAAAGCACAAGAUGAGAUUAGAGAAGUCUUUAGCAAGAAAGGGUCAUCCAUUGAUGAAACAAAGCUUAGUGAAAUGACAUACUUGAAAUCAAUUGUUAAAGAAACCAUGAGAUUACACCCUUCUCUUCCUUUGUUAGUUCCAAGAGAAAGCCAACAUGAGUGUGAAAUUAAUGAGUUUCAGAUACCUACCAAAACCAGAGCCAUAGUUAAUGUAUGGGCAAUUGCAAGAGAUCCUAAGUAUUGGACUGAGCCUGACAGUUUUAUACCAGAAAGGUGGCUAAAUAGCUCUAUUGACUCAAAGGGUAACCAUUUUGAGUAUCUUCCAUUCGGUGCUGGGAGGAGAAUAUGUCUAGGUAUAUCAAUUGGUCUCGUGAGUGUGGAGUUUACUCUUGCAUUGUUGCUAUACCAUUUCAAUUGGAAACUCCCAAAUGGAAUGAAACAUGAAGAUAUUGACAUGACUGAGUCGUUUGGUGCAACACUGAAAAGAAAAAAUCAUCUAGACUUGAUUCCUUCACCUAUAAUAAUUAAUGAUCACAUGUGGAGUUAGGUGAAGCUAGCCAUAUAUAUCAUGAAUGUUUUACUAGUUUGCUUGUGUUGGUUUUUUAUUAUUGUUAAAUAUUUCUUGUUAUUUCUUAGUAUAUCACCUGUUUAAUUAGUAGCAAUUGAAAAACUAAAUAGCAACUAUGUAAUCUCAAGUUGGGUUAUUGGAAGAUUAAAGCAUUUUUUGUUUUAAUGAGAACUAUGUAAAACUAUGUGUCUAUUAUCUAAUGUAUGUAAACCUUUACUAUA